CUUCGAUUUAUGCAAUUUGUUGGAGUGAAGUUGUAAUAUCAUCGCUCUUAUUGUGAUCGGGUGUUGGUGGCGGUUUAUUUUUAUUCCGGUAGACCGUAACAAUAAGUGGUCGACCUAUUUGCUAAGGUAUGUCUCGUAUGUGCUUGUUAAUGCUUGUAUGUGGUUGAAUUUUUCCUACCAUCCGGUCGACCACCUUCACCAUCCGGUCGACCGUGCUUUUGUAAUUAUAUGAUUAGGUCUACCUUUCAGUAAAUUCUGGUCGACCGCAUGUUUGUUAUUUAGUAAUAAGGUCGACCGUACAGUUCAUUCAGGUCGACCUGACGAGCGCUAAUUGUGUAUGUUUUUGACAUUAAGUUCGUAUUCCGAUCGUUUCAGGAUGGAUAACAGAGAUGAUACAGAUGAUAGAGAUGAUGAUGAGGUUAACUUCGAUGAGGAACCUAAGGAUGCUCAAGAAGGAGCUAUGGAUAAUUCAGAUGAUACAGAUAAUACGGAUGAUGAAGUGGUUGGGGAUGAUAAUGAAACCGAGGGUGCUGAAGAAGAAUUUAUGGAUAAUGAAGAAGCUACUGAAUAUGAACAACAAAUUCCUUCCAUGGAGUUCCAAACAUUAGAAGAUGCAGAGAAAUUUUACGAUUCCUAUACUAAAGCGAAAUGAUUUAGCGUUCGACGUAGAGAUCUUCGGAGGAAUCGUCGAGGAGUAGCAAUUGGGAGGACAAUGGUAUGUUCGAGAGAGGGGACUAGAGAUAAGAUGCAUAUAGAUAAAGAAGGUCGGACUCUACAACAUCGUAAGAUGACAAGACAUUAUUGCAAGGCAUCGUAUACUGUAUGCUUUGAUCGGAAUAAGAAAAUGUGGGUUGUUUCUAAGUUUGAGAGGAAGCACUCACAUCGUUGCUGCAAUGAAGAAGAAACUCAAUUCCUUCGGUCUCAUCGAAAUGUGAGUGAAGGAGACAAGGCUCUGGCGAUAGGGAUGCGCAGUCAGGAAUAAAACAACGCAACAUUGUUCAGUUCAUGAAGAAUAAAGUUGGAGGAUAUGAGAAUCUGGGGUACACUCCAAAGGAUUUGGACAAUGCUGUUCAACAAUCCUGAACAGUUGACGACGAUCUAAUAGGAGAUGUUAACCGAACAUUGGGUUACUUGCAAAGUAAACAUACCUCUGAUGCAGACAGCUUCUUCAAGUACACAACCAACGAUGAAGGUGAAUUAGGCAAUCUCUUCUGGUCGGACUCCACAUCUAGAGCAGAUUACCAUUUUUUUUUGGGAUGUCUUGGCGUUCGAUGCAUGCUACAAGCGCAACAAGUACAAUCGACCAUUUGUUAUGAUGGUUGGUGUAAAUCACCACCACCGUAACAUCAUAUAUGGUUUUGUCCAGUUGGAUAACGAGACAAUCCCCAACUAUGUUUGGUUGUUGAAUACUUUUCUGGAGUGUAUGAACUCUAAGAUGCCCACUUCAGUGAUCACAGACGGAGACAAGUCUAUGCGUGGUGCCAUUGCUAUGUUCUGGUUGGAGUGCCUCACCGUCUUUGUAUUUGGCAUAUUGAGACAAAUACGACAACGACCGUUCAUAAUAAGGAGUUCGUUAGCGCAUUCACUUACUUGGCGAAAGCACAAAUAUCGAUUGAGGAGUUUCAGAGGCGUUGGGAGCAUUUGAUUAGUCAGCAUGGUUUGUCUGCAAAUAAGUGGUUGCAGGAUUUGUACGCUGACAAAUUACUGUGGGCAGAGGCAUACUUGAAGGAUAUUUAUUUCGGUGGACUCCAAUCAACCUCGCGAUGUGAGUCAUGUAACCAUUGGAUAAAUGGGUAUGUGGGAACUCAAUACAGCUUGCAACGUUUUGUUCAGGGCAUUGAUGAAGCACUGGAAGGAAUGCGUUUCACGGAGGUGCAGGAUGAUUAUACUUCUAGGCACACGAGGUUGGUCUGCAAGCAUGCCCUUCGCACUUGGGAAAUGCAAGCUGAAAGUAUCUACACUCAUCGUACAUUUGCUAUCUUCAAGUAUGAACUAGAGAAUGAAGCUUCUUAUGUAUUAGCGGAGAGAAGAACUAAAUCAGAUGGGACAGAGACAUUCAUACUGAAGAACUACAUGAACCCAGAUCGGAUAAGGCGGUUAACAUUUACUACGUCCAAUCAAGAUCUAAAAUGCGAGUGUGCAUUAUUUGAAUCUAAGGGGUUUCCAUGCAGACACAUGCUUACAGUAAUAAAAAAUAUGGGAUACACCGCACUACCCUUGUCGUGGUUCAAGCUACGAUGGACCCAAAAUGCGAAGACACUAAAUCGUCAUCCUGGAGUUGGAGGUGAUGUGGGAGAGAAAGUUGGUCAACUGAUAAGACAUGGAGGAUUGGCUCUAAAGUGUAAGCGUUUAUGCGACAUCGCGUGUGGUAGUGAAUCUGCUUUUAAUCAUGUCUCUAAGACGUUGGACGACCUAACUCAAUGGGCAAUUGAGUUCGCGAGGGAGAGAACGGACAACACCACACCGGCAAACCCUCCAGCACCCCUUCGAAGUGUGAAAGAUCCAAAAAUUGGGAAGACCAAGGGGACAUUCAAGUCAGCACGAACUGCAUCGGCAAAAGUUUAAGAAAGUGUUCGAAAUGUG
This is a messenger RNA of Linum trigynum, 2583 nucleotides long. NCBI's taxonomy places the organism in Eukaryota, Viridiplantae, Streptophyta, Magnoliopsida, Malpighiales, Linaceae. The record is from the annotation of a GenBank genome assembly.